Molecule: messenger RNA, 906 nt
Organism: Colletotrichum aenigma
Lineage: Eukaryota; Fungi; Ascomycota; Sordariomycetes; Glomerellales; Glomerellaceae
Exons: 1
Coding region: 1-906 (301 amino acids)
Source: RefSeq, a predicted model, not a curated record
AUGAUCCAAGACUGCAACCUUAAAGCUCAGACUAAGAUCCAGGCUCUAACGGACAAGAUCACGUCUUACACCGACAUCUUGAAAAUAUUCAAUGGGGAAAUGCUCGCAGACCUCUCUGAUACCGCAAAUUUCAUUGUUACCGAGAGUACGUUUCGGUUGUGUCACACGCGGUUUUACAAAGAAAUCCGAAAGGCAGUGCUCCAGCAAUUACCAGGACAAGUUGUGCAAGAGUCGGUCCUCUGGGCGAUAGCAAUACGCGCCGUUGCCGUGCCUAAUGGUGGGCAAAUAACAGACCUGUGGAGGGCUCACGACGAACUCAGAGACACUGUGCUGGCGAUGACUGAAGUCGUCGAAGCGUUUCGGAAUGAUCGAGGGAUCUUUGACAUCAUUGAACUGGUACAAAGAGCAUACAAAUUUCGCCUCCCGAACGUGACAUAUACCGGAGUAUGGGCGAUCAACAUGGAAGGUAAACCGUCGAGCACAGCCCCUGGGCCGGGAUCACGACCUCAAGAAUUUACCGAAGAACAGAUGCAAGCUAUGGAGGAACGGGUGGCCCAAGCAUCGGCAAUAUUGCCGGUGGAGAUUCGUUUGGAUGCAACGGUGAAGUUUCUUGGGCGUUUGGCGAUGGAGAAGCUGGGUGGGGACAUCACUGUGGACAUCGACUCCUACAUGCAACGCACGAAGGCCAAGUACGACCAAUUGAGGGCAGACAAGGAGGCCCAGAUAGCAGCCAACAGAGUAUUGGGACAUUCUUCCGCGACCAUUUCGACAGCUGAAUCCACAGUCAUGACCAGCUGGGAUAGCUUCAACGGCGCCCAAAUCAGAACCGAUUCGGAUGGCUACUACGCCAAUCUCGAUCCCCGACUUCAAAUUGAUUGGCAGUAUCGAACCACGGAACACCAUUGA